AUUAAUGAGAAAAGUUCCCUUGCCCUAGGGGUAAUUAGUGUCCUUGGAGUUAAAUAAGCUAAUACUUAGACACCUCUGGCACAAGCAAUUAUGUUUGUGUAUUGAAUAAUUGAUUCAAAGAGGGGGGAAGGGCUGCUAAUCAGAUCUGAGCAUAAUGAAUUGAUUUAAUUAACAGGGGAAUCCGAGGGUCUCUGGAAACUGCGCGCAUUUAUUCAGCGGUAGAAAGGCGAGAGCGCGGCACACAAACUGGGAGAGAGGCGGCGCGAGUUUGCUUUUAGCAGUUGUCAGCUUCGCAAUUGGAUUUGUUUGAAUAUAUAGAUGCCGUUUCGGAGCAAAUGAGAAGGCGAAAGGGAGAGCAUUAACACCGAGAGAGGAGAGAGCUCAGCUGGUCCGAGCGUGUGGUCCGUCCUUGCGUGUGAACUCCUUUACGCAGAUUUACUCUAGAUUUAUCUCGCUUUUCAUUGUUUUUUUUUUUUCGUGUCAUUUUUUUUAAAUUUAAAAUUCGCAUGGAAUUUAUCAAGGGCAACCAACGCGGUGUUUAUUUGCAUUACAGCUCAGCCCGAAAAGAGGGUUUUCGUCGUGUUUAUCGCUGCAUUCCGUGUUUGAAUUAUUAUUGAUAGGAGGUGCAGAAAGCGAUACGUCGUUCCAGGUUUUCUCCCCCCUACUCCCCCUUUUUGGUUUAGCGAGGCUUAGUCUAGUACUCAGCCGCGCGUUUCAAAGCAAUUUCCAGGAGAAGUGGUGAGAAGACGGAGCAGUGCAGCCUGCUGGAGCCGAGGACGGAUCGCCCGGGGAAGGACUCCUCGUUCCUCAGGACGAUGGUGUUGGACAAGGAAGAGGGUGUGCCGAUGCUCUCUGUCCAGCCCAAAGGGAAGCAGAAGGGGUGUGCUGGCUGCAAUCGGAAGAUUAAAGACCGCUACCUGCUCAAGGCCUUGGACAAAUACUGGCAUGAAGACUGUCUCAAAUGUGCCUGCUGUGACUGCCGCCUGGGGGAGGUGGGCUCCACCCUGUACACGAAAGCCAACCUCAUCCUCUGUCGCAGGGACUACUUGAGGCUCUUUGGUACAACAGGGAACUGUGCAGCCUGCAGUAAACUGAUCCCAGCCUUUGAAAUGGUGAUGAGAGCCAGAGAUAAUGUUUACCAUUUGGACUGUUUUGCCUGUCAGCUUUGUAACCAGAGGUUUUGCGUUGGGGACAAGUUUUUCCUAAAAAACAACAUGAUUUUGUGUCAAAUGGACUAUGAAGAGGGCCAAAUGAAUGGCAGCUUUGAGACGCAGGUUCAAUAGUUGAUGGCAGCAACAAUCAGAUCCACACUUUAUACACAAGAUGGAUGUUCUGCUGCACUUGGAACAAGACAAGCAUCCGUCUGCUUGCCUGCAAUACUUUUUAACUCCCCUUUCUCGGAUCCUUCCCUCCCACCCCACCCACCUCAAGGACUCUGUUAUAAAUGUUCAACUUUUUGCCCCUACCACACCAUGCCCACCCAACACUGAGCAGUUUUAAAUUUUGAUGUACAGUUGUGCCUGCUAUGCUGAGCACUGUAUUGCUUGUAUGUUUUGUGAAAUUUUUUUGAUGUUUUCUGUUUCUUUUAGAAAUGGUUCACUGGAGGGUAUGUACAGUCUGUUUUCUCUGUAUAUAUAAACUGGAACAUUUAUUUUAUGAAAUGUAAUGCAAUUUUAUUACUAGUGUGAAUUAAAGAUUCCUAAAUGUUAAUAGUGAGUUUUUUGUCCUCCUACUGAAACGAAAGUUGAGGGACGUUGCCCAUGUGUUGAAAAAAAUCAAAUAACUGACAAUGCUAUAAAAGCUUGGCAGAUAUAUUUAAACAUCUCUCAUGAUGCUUAAAAGGUUUUAUUACAUUUUGAAAACUUCUGAUGAAAUUGGAAAUGCUGUUUAAAAUAAACUAAGCACGACUUUAUUUGGAAUAAAAGAAUGAUUCACCAAA
Messenger RNA from Cyprinodon tularosa, 1939 nucleotides. RefSeq names its product LIM domain only 1 (gene lmo1). The transcript is spliced from 4 exons. NCBI's taxonomy places the organism in Eukaryota, Metazoa, Chordata, Actinopteri, Cyprinodontiformes, Cyprinodontidae. The record is from RefSeq and is a predicted model, not a curated record. Bases 816 to 1283 code for a protein of 155 amino acids. Gene Ontology annotation, biological process: positive regulation of transcription by RNA polymerase II. Gene Ontology annotation, cellular component: nucleus. Gene Ontology annotation, molecular function: transcription coactivator activity; DNA-binding transcription factor binding.